Molecule: messenger RNA, 6720 nt
Organism: Xiphophorus couchianus (Monterrey platyfish)
Lineage: Eukaryota; Metazoa; Chordata; Actinopteri; Cyprinodontiformes; Poeciliidae
Gene: rbpjb
Product: recombination signal binding protein for immunoglobulin kappa J region b
Exons: 11
Coding region: 189-1661 (490 amino acids)
Biological process (GO): regulation of transcription by RNA polymerase II
Cellular component (GO): nucleus
Molecular function (GO): RNA polymerase II cis-regulatory region sequence-specific DNA binding; DNA-binding transcription activator activity, RNA polymerase II-specific
Source: RefSeq, a predicted model, not a curated record
UAUCCGCCGCUCCCCUCCUCCUCCCCCUCCCCCUUUUUUUCUCAGUCUUCCUCACCCACCCCCUUUUUCUCUCCGUCUCCGUCAUCCCUACACCUCCAGUCUGCUUCUGUUGUCUCGGCGGAUUGUUGGGCUGUCGGAGAGAGACGGGAUAUCGCGAGUAUUGGAGUUUUGGUGAGAGUUUGUGGAAGAUGGCGCCUGUUGUGACAGGGAAGUUUGGGGAGCGCCCUCAGCCACAACGCCUAACAAGAGAAGCGAUGAGGAAUUACCUAAAGGAGCGAGGCGACCAAACCGUCAUGAUCCUGCACGCAAAAGUUGCACAGAAAUCCUACGGCAAUGAGAAAAGGUUCUUCUGCCCUCCUCCCUGUGUCUACCUGAUGGGCAGCGGCUGGAAGAAAAAGAAGGAGCAGAUGGAGAGAGACGGCUGCAAUGAGCACGAGUCGCAGCCGUGUGCCUUCAUUGGCAUCGGCAACAGCGACCAAGAAAUGCAACAGCUCAACCUAGAGGGAAAGAAUUAUUGCACAGCCAAAACCUUGUACAUAUCCGACUCCGACAAGAGAAAGCACUUCAUGUUGUCCGUCAAGAUGUUCUACGGCAACAGCGCAGACAUUGGCGUCUUCCUCAGCAAGAGGAUCAAAGUCAUCUCCAAGCCCUCCAAAAAGAAGCAGUCCCUCAAAAACGCUGACCUGUGCAUCGCAUCAGGGACCAAGGUGGCGCUGUUCAACCGACUGCGCUCCCAAACGGUCAGCACGCGCUACCUGCACGUGGAGGGGGGCAACUUCCACGCCAGUUCCCAGCAGUGGGGGGCUUUUUACAUCCACCUGUUGGACGACGAGGAGUCAGAAGGAGAGGAGUUCACUGUGAGAGAUGGUUACAUUCACUACGGCCAGACGGUCAAGCUGGUGUGCUCGGUCACCGGCAUGGCGCUGCCCAGACUGGUCAUUCGAAAAGUCGACAAGCAGACGGCCCUGCUGGACGCCGACGACCCAGUUUCCCAGCUGCACAAGUGUGCCUUCUACCUGAAGGACACGGAGCGCAUGUACCUGUGCCUUUCCCAAGAAAGGAUCAUCCAGUUUCAAGCUACUCCAUGCCCAAAGGAACCAAACAAGGAGAUGAUCAACGACGGCGCCUCCUGGACAAUCAUCAGCACGGACAAGGCAGAGUACACUUUCUACGAGGGCAUGGGCCCCGUCCACUCACCCGUAACCCCUGUGCCUGUGGUAGAGAGCUUACAGCUUAACGGCGGCGGGGAUGUUGCCAUGCUGGAGCUGACGGGGCAGAACUUCACACCAAACCUGCGGGUUUGGUUCGGAGACGUCGAGGCUGAAACCAUGUACAGGUGUGCGGAGAGCAUGCUGUGCGUGGUGCCCGACAUCUCGGCCUUCCGCGAGGGCUGGCGCUGGGUGCGGCAGCCCGUCCAGGUUCCCGUCACGCUGGUGAGGAACGACGGCAUCAUCUACUCCACCACGCUGACCUUCACCUACACGCCCGAGCCCGGCCCGAGGCCGCACUGCAGCGCCGCCGGCGCCAUCCUGCGGGCCGGCAACGCCAGCCUGCACAGCAACAGCAGCCAGGAGGCCGCCGCCCCCGGCGUCUACGGCCCCAACAGCGCCCCCGGCGCCGGGGUCACGUCCUCGUCCUCCGCCGCCGCCGUGGUGUCCUAACGCACACACAGUAUGCCUUGAGAGCAAAACACACCUUGGGGUAUAUACAUGACAGACUAUAGGAAUUAAACCCAAACUUUGACUCAUCGUACAGUGCUGCGUGUUUAGCUGGGAUACAAACAAAAGGAGCAAAACUAAAGGAGUGACAUCACCGAGGUGUCAGCCAAUGGGAAUAAGCAGAAGUGCUCCGUCGCCCGCGGUUAACUGUAGGGACCUGCCUAUUUAAUCCUGGUGUUUGGAAUGAGUGACGUUCCUGCAGGCUCAGAGCACCAGCACCUUCCUUCAGCUGUGAGAACCGACGACGACAACAAUACAUCCAUUCUGAACGCAACACCGACCACAACCUGAACGGAUCGGUGCGUCGUCGGCCCGCCUGGAUUCACGCUGAUCAACUCCCACGAGCCUCAGCUGGGCGUAUUGUUGUUGUCGCAGGACGCAGAGGGACACACAAAAACGUGAUGAUAACAUAGUUUUUAUGGACCAAGGAUCUUGUAUAAGCUUUAGUAAAGGUACAUUUUUCUCCAUACCUUUUUUUUGUAUUAAACAUAUAGUACACUUUUGUUACCAAAUAGUUUCUAUUCCUUCUCUGAGCUUUUGGGCUUUGUUUCCCUCCCCUUCUGCCCCCGUUUGAGGUCCAAACUCCCAAACCUUUUAUGUUAAUGUGACCUUACAACAAACGCCUGCUUCUCAGUCUUUGGAUUGUUUUUUUUUGUUUUUCCUUUUGAUAUGUCUUCUUUUGAGUGGGGGGGGGGGAAACAAACAAAAUCUGAUGUCUGGGUUUGUUUAGUCACAUAAGCGAAGGUUGCUUUUUAUAUUACGUUUGUUUCUAUUGAGACGGGGAGGACGACCUCAGAGGGGCCUAUAUUUUUUAUCCUCUUUGGUUUUUAUGAAGUCUUUAAAAAGAAAAAGCUUUAAGCAACGCCUUUUGCCUUGCCUGCAAUACUCUGCGUGCUCGCCGAGUCUCCUGGAACGCAAACGCUUUCAGUACAUCUCACAUGGAGCCAUAGCAACAUCUGCAGAAUAUGUGGAGAAAAAAAGAAGACAUUCUUGGUUACAAAAACAAGUCAAACUCAUGUAAUAAGCGUUAGUAAGCCUUAGUACUGUAUACUCUUACUGUGCACACAGUCAGACCAGUCGCAUAUCUAAUAUCUGUUGCUCACUGCACCCGGCGAGGCGUCUUCCAGCACGUGCUCUGCUUGUAUCCGGUAGUUUUCCAAAAAAGAAGAAGGAAAAGAAAGAAAGGAAGAAAAAGAAAAACACAGACGAUGGACACUUUUUCAAUUUGAUGUGGCCUUACUGCAAAACGACGGGGGGAGAAAAAAAAAAAAAAAAGAGUUCACCUUUUUCUUAUAUGCUGUUUACUCACCUUGGAAGAAGCUGUGCGUAGCACAAACUAAUGCCUCGCUGCUUAUCACAGGAGCUCUGCUGUCUCUGAGCUCAUUGCUGCCGCUUCACCCUCCCUGCAGAAGCAGCCUUCUUCUUCUCCUGAAGCCUUCCUGAUUUGUGUUUUUUUUUUUUUGUUUUUUGGGGGUUUUGUUUGUGGUGUACAAAUACAGAGAUCCCUACUCUUCUGUGUUUGUUUCGAUAUUGUUCUUCUGCUGCCACGGUUGGGACAAUCCCGGGUAGGCAUGGACCGGUGUGAUAACCUCGAGGAAAAAAAAAACGUCACAAUAUUUACAAAAAGAUUUCAAAUUUACUCCCAUUUAAAACAGGAAGCACGCCAGCUGGAAUAAUUCACUUUACCUGCUUCUACUCCUGAACGAAAGCCUUUCUAUUCAAGAAUUCAAACGUCACCACGUCUUGUUUUACUUCAUAAGGUACUGAUCAGCAAGAGCAAAUGCCAGAUUUUCCCACCAGAUAUUGAUUUCUGAACUCUUCCCAACUUCACUGGUUAGAAGUGAACAUAAAAUUCUUCUUUGUGUGUUUUUCUGGUCUGAAAGUGCAACUUUUUCCCUCCUUAUUUUCACCAUUUGCUCUAUAUGAAUGCUCAAAGUAAUUUUUAAAAUUUGACAGAGAGGCCAGUAGUUAAUUUUUACAGGUAAGCCCCAAAAUGUUUCACACACGUUUAAGAUGUAACAUGUUUUAUCUGGUUUGAAACGAGAAAGGCAAGCAUCUGCUAACUGACAAUGAGACGCUAUGCAGAGCUUACGUUUAAAAAAAAAGAAUAAAAAAAAGUUGGUUUGUUUUUAAAAAAAAUUUUACUUAAGUAUUUCUUUACCUUUUCUAAAGCGGAUUUUACAACAACCAAGCCCUUCUUGUAGUUGCUGGUUUCCAUUGGUAUUUUGAUAUUUUAUUUUUGGUGACUAAAAGUUAAAAUUACUGUCAAUUCAGAAGAAGCAUGUUGGCAGUAUAAAGAGAUAACUUUGUAGCUCUACAUACAACAGAUAUGAACAUUUUUUUAAUUGUAGAUGGUAAAAUCUUGGGGGGGAAAAAAGAAGUGCAAUAGUUUUUACCUGAGUGCUGUCGCAUUUUUUUUCUUUUACAAUUUGAUUUUGUUGCACAGACUUGAGCAAAAAUGCAAAAUAAAAUAGAAAUAUAUUAAAUUGUAGGUUCCAAGCACUCAAGUCAACAAACAUCAUUCCUUUUGGCAUUUUGUAAAAAUCUUAAAACAGCUUUUUUUAAAAACAGCUAACUGGCUUUGUAGUUACUACUUGUACUACUUCAGCAGAUGCGCUUUCUUGUAAGCAAUGGACAAUAAAAUGGCCUUUCAGCCAGCUGGCUGUCAGUGUGCAGCAGCAGAUGGGUCACUUCUGAAUCUAAAGACUUGUGCAGAAACUAAGGUGGGAAAAUAUGCGUUUGAACUCGUAACAGAGACUAAUGCCUUUGUUUGCACUCCAUAGAUGUCCGUGUUUUCUGGAAUAGAAAGGUUUCCAGCCAAAUGUGUUUCUUUUGUUUUUUUAAUAAGUGAAGGAACUCGCCUUCUUUUAGCCAGCCUGACAUUCAGCGUACAGCAACAGGUGGGGGAGGGAGGUUUUUUUGAAAAAUCUGAACUUGGUUCAUGCCUACAUCCUGGCUGCUGUGAGCCCCUCUCCGCCUUCUGUCUAAAUUACCCUGUGGUUCAUUGCGCCGGCGGUGACGUCACCUCCUUUGGGAGCAAAAAAAAAAAAAAAAGCCUUUUUAAAUGUGUAUUUAAAACGAAAACGUGCAUUUCCGAACAUAACAGCAAUAUUGUACAGGUCAUUUCAUUGUCGUGUUUUAUGUUCCCAUUCGCCUGAGCACUAGUUCACCAGCCUGCAAGUUCCUUAAAGCGUGCUAGUGCCGUAAUGUCGUCACUGUGACCGAAUACUGAUUCGGUCCAUUUAUAGGAAAAAAAAAAAAUAUUGAGUUUCCGGUCUUCCACCAGAUCCAAAAAAAACAACAGCCGUCUAGCUUGUGGAGAGACAUUCAAAGGCAAUACAAAACAAUACAAUACAACAGCACUGUAACUUGAAUGUCUACUCAAUGAAGUGUUUCAUAAUUUUGUUACACCUUGAAACAGGAACAGAAAAGGAUUCGUUCCACUCCCCCACGCCCCCCCCCCCUUUAAUUAAUGUAUAAAAAAAGCGCAGAAAAGAAACGAUGAGUUAAGUUAUGCCCUGUUCUUAUCCAUCAUGUUUGUUAUUAAUGUAAAAUGUUUUAUAUUGUAAUAUUGAUAUUUUUUAAAUUAUUGGUACAAAGUCUCCCGUUGUCUUACGUCAAAUUUUCAACAAAAAAGAAAAAAAAAAAGAAGAAAAAAAAAGUGCAUUAUUGCCCGUGCUGCCUCUAAAGUUUCCCUUAAAGUACGCCACUUCCUGGAAUGACUUUAAACUAAAAAAAAAUAAAUAAAUAGGUGCUGCAGCAGCGGAGUAGCAUCCAAAACGAGCAGCAGCGGCGCUUCCCUUUACUCUGCAGGAUGGAGGUCACCAAAUCUUAACUGUAAAUUUUUAUUUUUUUUAAUUUUUAUUUUUUUUCUUACCGUCCUCUGUCUCCUAAGAUUAAAUAUUUGUUUACAUGUUGCGGCCUCGAGGCAAACUCAUUAAGAAAACAAAAAUGGCGGCUCUUGCUCUCAACAAAUCCGCCGCCUUCGACAAUCCGAGUUAAUUUACUGAGUUUUCUGUUUUCGGAAUGUGUUAAUUCAAAAAAGAAGGGGGAACACACUGUCAAAAAGUAAAAAAAAUAAUUAAGAUGUUACAUGCCUUCUCAAUGCGCACGCUGUGUUGAUAUGAACCUUCACCAGAGGGAAAACACCGUCUCUCUGUCUCCUCGUUUGCUUUCGUGUCUUUUUGUUCCUCUUCGUGCGUCCCUGUCGUUUUUUUUUUUCUUUCUUUUUUUUACUUUACACUACCAAAAACACACACAAAAAAAGAAAAAAGCAGCUGUUCUGUGUGGAUGUGUUUUUAUGAGCUCUGAACAAUGUAUGUAUCUUCUUAAUAUGCCAAAUGUCUUUUUAUAAUGUAGUUUUCAUGCACUGCUAAACAAAAAAAAACAACAACAAAAAACAGGGCAGAGUGAGAGGCAGCUUUAAACGAAUAAAACGGAGUGUGGAGCCCUUUCUCUGUCGCACUCAGCCUUACUUCUCCUUUUAGACUAUUUGGCUGUUUGCACUACAGAGCGCUAAACUUUCUACUUCUUCUCACACAUUUCAUUCUCCAUCGUUUCUAAUGUCUUUUUUUUUUAAUCUUCCAUUGUGCAUUUGAAGAUUUCUCACAUUUUUUUGUUGUUGUCAAUGCUUAGCCUCGCUGCACCUGUUUCGCCCUUUCUUUGUCUUCAUCUCCUCCUCGUCUUCAUCUCCUCCUCCUCUCACUGUUAUCUGUGUAUUAUUCUAGUAAAAAUGGUAAGCAGAGGUGUUGUGUGGUAGUAUAUAUAUAUACUCAGUGCUCAAAGGGUUGCUGAUGGUAGAAACCUGUGCCGUUUGUAACAUUUAGCAAUAACGUCAAAACAAAGGGGACGUUUUUUUUUUUUUGUAUUAUUAUUAUUUUUCUUUUUUGUUUUUCUUUUCUUAAUAACAUAUGUUAGUUUGUUUUUGUACAUAUUGCAGCUCCAGAUCAUGCUCAAAACUGUAUGUCAUUAAAAGAAGAAAGGAAAAAAAAAAAAAAAAAAA